AUGAGCUUUGCAGAGAAGACAACCGCGCAAGCAAGCUCGUCUGCCGUCUGCCAAAUGCCCGAUGUCGGAUACACUGCAAGUCCGGCUUCGGAGUCGAUAGAUUUGAUCCCUGAGACUCGCAAAUUGCAAGGAGUCGCUUGGUUUCUUGUGGUCCUCAGUAUCUUGUCGAGCGUCCUGCUGUAUGCCUUGGACAACACCAUCACCGCCGAUGUGAUUCCUGUGAUCGUAAAAGAUAUGAGAAGAGUAGAGAAACUGCCAUGGCUCUGUGUUUCUUUCAUGAUCGGAGGUGUAAGUUGCGUACUUCCCUUUGGCAGCAUGUACGCCAUGUACGACGCGAAAAAGAUGUACACAAUCUGCAUUCUGCUAUUUUCUGUCGGUUCUGCGCUCUGCGGAGCAGCCCCGAACAUCAACGCUUUCAUCGUCGGUCGUGUCAUUGCUGGCGUUGGUGGUAUCGGGAUAUAUCUGGGUGUCAUGACGCUGCUAUCGUGCAACACAACCGGCGCGGAGCGACCUCUGUAUCUUGGACUUGUUGGCCUCACGUUCGGUGUUGGCAAUGUCAUCGGUCCCCUCAUCGGAGGUGCCUUCGCUGACUCGAGCGCUACGUGGCGAUGGGGUUUUUACAUCAACCUUUGCUUGAUCGGGCUCCUGAGUCCUGUAUAUGUGUUUCUCAUCCCGGGUCAAAAGCCCCAGCUUUCGCUCACUGUGCUCGCUGGGCUCGCUCGACUGGACACUGCUGGCGUGGUUCUCAGUAUCGGCUGCCUGGUCUGCCUGGUCAUGGGCAUCAACUUCGGUGGAACACUCUACGUUUGGUAUAGCACGCCAAUCAUCGUGCCGAUGGUUCUUGCUGGGGUCCUGCUCAUAGCCUUCAUACUUCAGCAAAAGCUGGCACUCUUUACGACCAAGUCAUGCCGCUUGUUCCCAGCAGCCCUCUUGACUAAUCGGGAAGCGAUCCUUUUGUUCGUCUUGACCGCAACAUUCAACUCUGCUGGUUUCAUUCCCAUCUACUACAUCCCAACAUACUUCCAGUUCACGCGCGGUGACUCCCCACUGGAGUCUGGCAUAAGACUACUGCCGCUCAUCAUGACCAUCACCUUUAUGAUCAUCGUCAACGGAUCCUAUCUGUCAAAAGGUGGAUACUACAUGCCAUGGUUCUUGGUAGGGAGCUUGCUCGUGCUGGUCGCAGGUGUUUUGUUCUCGCUGAUUGACGACACGACAUCCGCAGCAAAGAUCUACGGCUAUCCUGUACUCCUGGGAAUCGGUUCUGGAUGUGGUAUGCAAUCUGCAUUUUCUGUCAUUCAGACCAUAACAAAGCCUGAGCAUGUCUCCUCUGGUAUUGCUUUCAUCAUGAUUGCACAACUGCUGAGUGUCUCAUUAGCACUAUCCAUCUGCGGCACUUUGUUUGUCAACACUGCUCUCAACAAUCUCCAAGCACUUCUGGUCAACCACACACGAGCAGAGCUUCAAGCAGCACCACUCGGCAUGGGCGGAGACUUCUUUGAGUCGCUGGAUCCCGGCUAA
Aureobasidium namibiae CBS 147.97 is the source of this 1518-nucleotide messenger RNA. RefSeq names its product MFS general substrate transporter. Gene Ontology annotation, molecular function: transmembrane transporter activity. Gene Ontology annotation, biological process: transmembrane transport. The record is from RefSeq and is a predicted model, not a curated record. The transcript has 7 exons. Lineage: Eukaryota; Fungi; Ascomycota; Dothideomycetes; Dothideales; Saccotheciaceae. Bases 1 to 1518 code for a protein of 505 amino acids.